UCUUCUCAACAGGGCAAGCGAAGUGAUUUCGCUUGUUUUCUUUUUUUGUAAGUUCGACCUGUUGGCUUAGGUUGUCCUUCGGUCCUGUCUGCAAAUCGGCAAAUUACUUGCAGGACCUCGGCCUUUGCCAACAGAUUGAACCACAAAGCUGAAAUUUUCAAAGCCUGAAGAGGAGAGUAAAACCAUCAACAACAACAAAAAAAAAAGGGUCGAAUCAAUGGCUGCGAGCAAUAGAAGUUUUGGGUUAUUUUUCUUUUCUUUGUUCUUCGUUGUCAUAAUCCCAACCCUGCAUGCUCACAUCGCUGAAUUUGAUGAUUACUGGAGGCAACUCGAAGCCGAAGCUAAAGAACAUUUUAACAAGGCAUAUAACCCCAAUCCUGAGGAAGUCACUCAGCAUUUCAAUCACCAUGUUGCCAGGACCUUGAUGGGGUUUAAUAGCACAAGAAGGAGCUUGAGGGGAAAGAGAAGAACCGGUCCCUGCCAGGCAACCAACCCCAUUGACCAAUGCUGGAGAUGUGAUCCUAACUGGUACAGAAACAGGAAGAGGCUCGCUGAUUGCGCCCUUGGCUUUGGCCGUGGUACUAUUGGUGGAAAGAACGGAAGAUACUACAUUGUGACAGAUCCUUCGGACAAUGAUAUGGUUAACCCUAAGCCCGGAACCCUACGUCAUGCUGUGAUCCAAAAGCGGCCUCUCUGGAUCAUCUUUGCACGAACCAUGAUCAUCAAGCUCAACCAGGAGCUCAUUAUGACUAGCGACAAAACCAUCGAUGCUAGGGGAGCCAACGUGCAUGUGGCUUAUGGGGCUGGCAUUACCAUCCAGUUUGCCAGAAACAUCAUUAUCCAUGGCCUCCACAUUCACGACAUCGUUCAGGGCAGUGGUGGCAUGAUCAGGGAUUCCGUAGACCACUACGGCUUCAGGACGAAGAGUGAUGGUGAUGGGGUUUCUCUUUUCGGAGCAACCAACGUUUGGCUUGACCAUCUUUCCAUGUAUAAUUGCUAUGAUGGUCUCAUUGAUGCCAUCCAGGGUUCAACUGCCAUUACCAUCUCCAACUGCCAUUUCACCAACCACAAUGAGGUGAUGUUGUUCGGGGCAAGUGACAGCUACUCCGAGGAUCAGAAGAUGCAGAUCACAGUUGCUUUCACCCACUUCGGUAAAGGAUUGGUACAAAGGAUGCCAAGGUGCCGAUGGGGGUUUAUCCAUGUGGUCAACAAUGACUACACCCACUGGCUCAUGUAUGCCAUUGGAGGUAGCAGCCGCCCUACCAUUAUCAGCCAGGGCAACCGAUUUGUUGCUCCACCAAACGCGGCAGCUAAGGAGGUGACCAAGAGGGACUAUGCACCACCAGAAGUAUGGAAGAAUUGGUCAUGGAGAUCAGAGGGUGACCUGAUGGUUAAUGGGGCCUUCUUCACUCAAUCCGGUAAUCCAAGAGCAAGCAGGAGAUUUGCAGGAAACUUCAUGAUGUCGGCUAAGCCUGGUCAAAUGGUGUCCCUUCUCACCAGAUAUUCUGGAUCUCUUGACUGCGUUCGUGGCCGGCCUUGCUAAAACUUUAUAUGUUUCCAUUACUAGAUGUGGACAUGAAUACUUAAAAAUGGCCUAGCUACUCUUAUUACUGCACUAGAGGAAAGCACAGGGAUGAAAGUGGUGAAUGGGAAUACACUUCUUUAUAUUCCAUUUUUCUUUCUUGUAUCCAGAUUGAAUGUUGGGGAAAUUAAGGCAAGGGUAAGGGAAAAUUUUGAAUGUGGGGAUUGUUGCAAGGACAAUGGAAGAAAAUUUGAAGAUCUUAAGUUUCUGUUGCUGAUGUAGGAAGCAGGAAACUAAUUUUGUUUGGUUUCUUUUGUUUUUUUGUUUUUCCCAUGAAGCAAUACAACUUGCUUUUUAUCUCAACAAAAAAGACUUUCUCGUA
This is a messenger RNA of Theobroma umbraticum, 1904 nucleotides long. RefSeq names its product putative pectate lyase P59. Gene Ontology annotation, molecular function: pectate lyase activity. NCBI's taxonomy places the organism in Eukaryota, Viridiplantae, Streptophyta, Magnoliopsida, Malvales, Malvaceae. The record is from RefSeq and is a predicted model, not a curated record.